GAAUCGAGAGCCAGCGUGUUGUUGCACUCAGGCAGCCGAAUCGGGGAUUUGGAAUCGCAGCGCCGCCGAGGCUGUGCGCUCGCAGAAUGGAACUGAGAAUAAUUACAGAUGCAUUGUAGCCAGAACCCAGAAUCAUCCAACAAGCCGAAAAUUCACUGGAUAGACCUCAGCCGAGCGAUGGUAUCCCCGCGCUGAAGAGAGCGGCGGGGGCUAGAAGAAAACGGGAGAAAUAUGGGCGCCGUUCUGCGGAGUCUGUUGUGGUGUAGUUUUUGUUCGCUGAUACGAGGUACCCCCCUGCUCCUGUACGCAAACCGGCGGGACCUGCGAUUGGUGGAUGCGGCUCAGGGGCGGGGCAACGCCACGGUGCUGGUGAGCGGAUUGGAGGACGCGGCGGCGGUGGACUACGUGUUCGCCCAGGGGCUGAUCUACUGGAGCGACGUCAGCGAGGAGGCCAUCAAGCGCACCGCCUUCAACCACACCGCCGGGGGGCCCGGGGGGGCCCAGACCGUGGUGGUCUCCGGCCUGCACUCGCCCGACGGCCUGGCCUGCGAUUGGCUGGGCCUCAAGCUCUACUGGACCGACUCGGAGACCAACCGCAUCGAGGUGUCGGAGCUGGACGGGUCUCUCCGGAAGGUUCUGUUCUGGCAGGACCUGGACCAGCCGCGCGCCAUUGCCCUGGACCCGGCCAGAGGGUACAUGUACUGGACGGACUGGGGUGAGGUGCCGAAGAUCGAGCGCGCAGGGAUGGAUGGGGCGAGCCGCUCGAUCAUUGUGGACAGUGGCAUUUACUGGCCCAACGGCCUGACGCUGGACUACAGCAAGCAGAAGCUCUACUGGGCCGACGCCAAGUUCAGUGUCAUCCACCGGGCCAAUCUGGACGGCAGCGACAGGGAGGUGGUGGUGAAGGGCUCUCUGCCUCACCCGUUUGCUCUGACGCUGUACGAGGACACGCUGUUCUGGACGGACUGGAACACGCACUCCAUCCACUCCUGCGACAAGGUGACGGGGGAGGGGCGUCGGGAGGUCCACACCAACAUCUUCUCCCCCAUGGACAUCCACGUCUUCAGCCCGCAGAGACAGGCCCAGGAGCCCAGCCCCUGCCUGGUGAAGAAUGGGGGGUGCUCACACCUGUGCCUGCUGUCCCCGCUGAAGCCCUUCUUCCAGUGUGCCUGUCCCACCGGCGUCCAGCUGCUCCACGACCACAAGACCUGCAGAGACGGCGCCACACAGCUGCUGCUCCUGGCGCGGCGCACGGACCUGCGCAGGAUCUCUCUGGACACGCCCGACUUCACCGACAUCGUGCUGAAGGCCGAGGACAUCCGGCACGCCAUCGCCAUCGACUACGACCCGCUGGAGGGGCUGGUGUACUGGACGGACGACGAGGUGCGCGCCAUCCGCCGCUCCCGGCUGGACGGCAGCGGCAGCCAGCUGCUGGUCAGCUCCCAGGUCAGCCACCCCGACGGCAUCGCCGUGGACUGGGUCGCCCGCAACCUGUACUGGACCGACACCGGCACCGACCGCAUCGAGGUGACCCGCCUCAACGGCACCAUGAGGAAGAUCCUCAUCUCCGAAGACCUGGACGAGCCCCGGGCCAUCGUGCUGGACCCCGUGGCAGGCUACAUGUACUGGACGGACUGGGGCGAGAUCCCGAAGAUCGAGCGCGCCACUCUGGACGGGACGGAGCGCGUGGUCAUGGUGAACACGUCUCUGGGCUGGCCCAACGGCCUGGCUCUGGACUACGCUGAGAGCAAGAUCUACUGGGGAGACGCCAAGACCGACAAGAUAGAGGUGAUGAACAUGGACGGGUCGGGCCGCAGGGCCCUGGUGGAGGACAAGCUGCCGCACAUCUUCGGCUUCACGCUGCUGGGGGACUUUGUGUACUGGACCGACUGGCAGCGGCGCAGCAUCGAGCGCGUGCACAAGCACUCGGCCGAGCGCGAGGUCAUCAUCGACCAGCUGCCCGACCUCAUGGGCCUCAAGGCCACCUACGUGCACCAGACCUUCGGCACGAACCCGUGUGCGGAGAACAACGGGGGCUGCAGCCACCUGUGCCUGUUCCGGCCGCAGGGCGUGCAGUGCGCCUGCCCCAUCGGCCUGGAGCUGAUCGGGGACCUGAGCACCUGCAUCGUGCCUGAGGCCUUCCUGCUCUUCUCCCGACACACCGACAUCCGCCGCAUCUCCCUGGAGACCAACAACAACAACGUGGCCAUCCCGCUGACCGGCGUCAAGGAGGCCUCCGCCCUCGACUUCGACGUGACCGACAACCGCAUUUACUGGACCGACAUCACGCUGAAGACCAUCAGCAGGGCCUUCAUGAACGGCAGUGCCCUGGAGCACGUGGUGGAGUUUGGGCUGGAUUACCCAGAAGGUAUGGCGGUGGACUGGCUGGGGAAGAACCUGUACUGGGCGGACACGGGGACCAAUCGCAUCGAGGUGGCCAAGCUGGACGGGCAGCACCGACAGGUUCUGGUGUGGAAGGACCUGGACAGCCCCCGGGCGCUGGCCCUGGACCCGGCCGAGGGCUUCAUGUACUGGACGGAGUGGGGGGGAAAGCCCAAAAUCGACCGGGCAGCCAUGGACGGGACCGGGCGCAUCACCCUGGUGCCCAACGUGGGCCGGGCCAACGGCCUCACCAUCGACUACACCGAGCGCAGACUCUACUGGACCGACCUGGACACCACGCUCAUCGAGUCCUCCAACAUGCUGGGCCAGGAGAGGGAGGUGAUCGCAGACGACCUGCCCCACCCCUUCGGCCUGACCCAGUACCAGGACUACAUCUACUGGACGGACUGGAGCCAGCGCAGCAUCGAGCGGGCCAACAAGACGAGCGGGCAGAACCGCACCGUGAUCCAGGGCCACCUGGACUACGUGAUGGACAUCCUGGUCUUCCACUCGUCCCGCCAGGGAGGCUGGAACGCCUGCGCCUCCACCAAUGGGCACUGCUCGCACCUCUGCCUCGCCGUGCCAAUCAGCAGCUACGUCUGCGGAUGCCCCGCCCACUACUCCCUCAACUCCGACAACAAGACCUGCAGCGCCCCCACGUCGUUCCUGCUGUUCAGCCAGAAGACGGCCAUUAACCGCAUGGUGAUCGACGAGCAGCAGAGCCCCGACAUCAUCCUGCCCAUCCACAGCCUGCGGAACGUGCGAGCCAUCGACUACCACCCGCUGGACCAGCACCUGUACUGGAUCGACACCAAGCAGAGCGCCAUCCGCCGCGCGCAGGAGCACGGCAACCAGAGUAUGACGGUGGUCUCCAGCACCGCCGGCAGCCUGGGGCUGCAGCCCUAUGACCUCAGCAUCGACAUCUACAGCCGCUACAUCUACUGGACCAGCGAGGCCACCAACGUCAUCAACGUCACCCGCACCGACGGGCAGAGAGUGGGCGUGGUGCUGCGCGGAGAACACGACAAGCCCCGCGCCAUCGUGGUGAACCCUGAGAGAGGGUACAUGUACUUCACCAACCUGCAGGAGCGCUCGCCCAAGAUCGAGCGGGCGGCGCUGGACGGCACGGAGAGGGAGGUUCUGUUCUUCAGCGGCCUGGGCAAGCCCGUCGCUCUCGCCAUCGACAACCAGGUGGACAAGCUGUUCUGGGUCGACUCGGACCUGCGCCGCAUCGAGAGCAGCGACCUCUCCGGAGCCAAUCGGAUCGUCAUCGAGGACUCCAACAUCCUGCAGCCCGUGGGCCUGACCGUGUUUGGGAACCACCUGUACUGGAUCGACCGGCAGCAGCAGAUGAUCGAGCGCAUCGAUAAGACCACGCGGGAGGGCCGCACCAAGAUCCAGGCCCGCAUCGCCUCCCUCAGCGACAUCCACGCCGUGCGCCAGAUCGACAUGGCCGACUACAAUAAGCAUCCCUGCACCUCGGAUAAUGGCGGCUGCUCUCACAUCUGCAUCGUGAAGGGCGACGGCACCACGCGCUGCUCCUGCCCCGUGCACCUGGUGCUGCUGCAGGAUGAGCUCUCCUGUGGAGAGCCCCCGACGUGCUCUCCGGAGCAGUUCUCCUGCUCCUCCGGGGAGGUGGACUGCAUCCCGCAGGCGUGGCGCUGUGACGGGUACCCGGAGUGUGACGACGCCAGUGACGAGCGGGCCUGUCCCGUGUGCUCCUUCUCCGAGUUCCAGUGCGACAGCCGGCAGUGUGUGGACCUGGCGCUGCGCUGCAACGGCGAGGUCAACUGCCAGGACCGCUCCGACGAGAACAAGUGCGAAGUUCGGUGCCCGGCUGACCAGUUCAGGUGCGCAAAUGGACAGUGCAUCGGGAAACACAAGAAGUGCGACCACAACACGGACUGCUCGGACAACUCUGACGAACUGGGCUGCUACGCCACCGAGUCGCCCCCGCCCCCGCCCACCAACACCAUCGGCUCCAUCAUCGGCGUGAUCCUGGCGCUGUUCGUGGUGGGUGCCAUGUACUUCGUGUGCCAGCGCGUGCUCUGCCCGCACAUGAAGGACGAGGGCGAGACCAUGACCAACGACUUCGUGGUGCACGGCCCCUCCUCCGUGCCCCUGGGUUACGUGCCACACCCCAGCUCCCUCUCGGGCUCCCUGCCAGGCAUGUCCCGCGGGAAGUCUGUCAUCGGCUCCCUGAGCAUCAUGGGAGGGAGCAGCGGCCCCCCCUACGACCGCGCCCACGUCACCGGGGCCUCCUCCAGCAGCUCCUCCUCCACCAAGGGCACGUACUUCCCCCCGAUCCUGAACCCGCCCCCCUCCCCGGCCACGGAGCGGUCCCACUACACCAUGGAGUUCGGCUAUUCCUCAAACAGCCCCUCCACCCACCGCUCCUACAGCUACCGGCCGUACAGCUACCGGCACUUUGCCCCGCCCACCACGCCGUGCAGCACGGACGUGUGCGACAGCGACUACACGCCCGGCCGCCGCGUGACGCCCGCCGUCGCCAAGGGUUACGCCAGCGACCUGAACUACGACUCAGAGCCCUUCCCCCCGCCCCCCACGCCCCGCAGCCAGUACCUGUCUGCAGAGGAGAACUGUGAGAGCUGCCCCCCUUCACCCUUCACGGAGCGCAGCUACGCCCACCACCUGUACCCGCCCCCGCCCUCCCCCUGCACGGACUCCUCCUGAGCCCCGCUCCCUGUAAAUACCAGCUGUGCAUAUUACACGUUUCAACACCAGAGAGAGACACCUUUCAGAGGAGGGUGCGCGGGGAUUUUGUACAGUAUGAAAAGUUCUAAAGUAUAAGAGCUGGGGCAGGGAAUGGCUGCAGAACAUUUGUACAGUUUAAAGAAAAAAAAAUAUUUAUAUAUUUUCUAUACCACAUCUUCUGGUUGUGCCAUAGAAGUUUGUAUUAAAAAAGAAAUUUGUACAUUUUUAAAGAAGAAGAAAAAAAAAAAGUUUUAUGGAAUCAUCACAAACGAAAAUGACAUUGCCUUAACCCAGGAGAUAAAACAACUACCUUCAUGAGGGGGCGGGGGAGGAGGAGGAGGAGGAGGAGGAAAGGGACCGCUAUCCGAUGCCAAAAACAGUCUGCCGUGCGUGUGGAAGGAGGGGCGAUGGGGCAGGGCCAGCCGUGACGGACAGGCACCAUUCACCAAUGAGCUCUCGGCUCCGCCCCCUCCCUGUCCGUCCGUCAGUCAGCCCAGGAGCCUCCCCUGCGAGGGGAGAGGGAUGCACACUUUAUUUUAUCUUUUUAAACCUUGUGUUGGGAUGGUCCGUUCGGCUGGAGUGGAGGUGAAAGGAAGAGGUGGUGUUGAGCCCUGGAGCUGAUGGAGCUGAUGGAGCUGAUGGAGCUGAUGGUGCUGAUGGAGCUGAUGGAGCUGAUGGAGCUGAUGGAGCUGAGGGAGUUGAUGGAGCUGAUGGAGGUGAUGGAGCUGAUGGUGCUGUGCAGGACUGCAGGAUGCCUGUGACAGCGGGCCUCUGAAGCAAUAAGGGAUGGGAGAGGUUUCAUCAGCAUUAACCACUCCACCGCCAACACAACAGACAUGCGCGCGCACACACACACACACACACACACACACACACACACACACACACACACACACACACACACACACACACACACAAGUGUGCGCAGACAGACACACACAGACGCACACACACAGACGUACACACUCGCAGACACACACACACACAAGUGUGCGCAGACAUACACACACACACAGACGUACACACUCGCAGACACACGUACAGACACACAGACGUACACACUCGCAGACACACACACACACAAGUGUGCGCAGACAGACACACACACACAGACGCACACACACAGACGUACACACUCGCAGACACACGUACAGACACACAGACAUACACACUCGCAGACACACACACAUUAUUUCCCUGUUUACAGUGAGACCCUGAGCUGCUGCCCACAGCAGGAGUGUCUCUACGGUACAGGAGUGUGGGGCUGGGGCAUGACCCCCCACUCCCCCACCAGCACAAGACCUCAGCCUGUCACAGCCCCCCCGACCCCCCCGUCCUGGGACACACAGCACGCACCCCGCGGCGGACUCUUCAGUCACAUGACCCAGCACCGCCCCUCUGACACACCCACUGCACCCUCGGUACGCUUAGAGCAGUUAACCAAAACGGAUUUUAAACAAAAUCCUUUUCUCCUCUUUUCUAAUGCCAGACUGCAACUGUGGACUAGACUAGUCUGUGUGGAGGAACCAAGACCCAAAGUAUCGCUGCAUCUCGUCACCCCCGUUCUGCCACAGGCAGUCCCUGCUGCUGUCCCUGUCGGAGGGCAGAGGACUGCACUCAACCAAGGACAAGCUAUCGUGCCUGACCCCUUUUAAAACUGUUUUUAAUCACAUUUUUAAAUCCAGUGCCCGCAAAAUAUUUUCAAUAUUUUUGUACCAUGUAUUGUGUAGAUAUCAUAUUUAUAAGCUAUAAGAAAAUCUUGUAUUAGUUUACUGUAAAUCUAACGGUUAUGUCCUUGCAGUACUUCUCCCUGUGUGUUCUUACGGUAUACGCCUUGUGCUGUUUUUCUAUUGCGUUUGUCUCAAAGUAUGAAGACAAUCUUAAGACCGACAAUUUGAGAGGAAAAAAUAGAUAUCCAGGUAUCCUCGCUUUAUGUUCUGUCGACACAAUAAUCACCCGUAACGUUUCUUUGAUUGAGAAAUAUUUUAUACUCCGUUUGUGUGUGCUGUUCUUUUCUACACACUUCAGUGCCAAAUAAGAAUUUGCUGAAUUCGAAGCGAAGGUCACUAAUUCUCUCAGUCUGUUUCUUUUUUUUUCUUUUCUUUUUUUCUUUUUUUGCAUUUCUACAGUCCUGCUCAAAUACUUUUUUGCAGCUAGACCUGGGACAUAAGACAAAAUCCCUGCAAUCACUUUUUUUCAGGUGACUGGUAGUUUUGUAAAGUAAAUUUGCUUUCGUGAAAUGGCAGGUUGCUAGAAUUGGCACUAAAUGAUAUGUGAUCUUAUCCUCCACUUAUGGAGGAAGGGACAUUAUCAGGUCCAUUCUCCUCACGUGAAUUACAGAGUAUAAUUUCAAUUUGGCUAAACUGCCUGGCAUUGUAAGAAAAUGAAUUACUCCUUAGAAAUCAGUCGGUUAUUUCAUACGCUUUCCAAACGCACUCACACGUUGCCAGAUGGAGGGUACUCCAAUACUUUGUGGGCCAGGAAACUGACAUGGUUAGACUUCGUGGCCAAUGCGUUUUAAUAGUUUACUGUGACUGUGUAUCAUGUCCUUGUCCUAGGAGAUGGACUGUACCUUUCUCCAAGUCUUCACCCGUUUGGACAGCUACACUUUCAGGGUGCUGCGUUUCUGCGUGUGAUUAUUCACACAGAACGUGCUUGAUCUCUCCCUCCCAGGACAAGAGCUAUAAAAUAACACUACAGUCACCUUUCACCUUGCAGUCAAAGUAGGGACCCUGGGUUUAUUCUGUGGCACCUGAUCACACACCAGCAUAAACGUUGGGACUGGUUCAGUCCUCUUCCUUUACGUGUCUUUCUGUUUGUUUUUCUCCUCUUUCACUCAAACACAUACCUCAGAGUCAGAUUAUUGCGGUCUACAAGUGUAUCCUCUCUCACACCAUGUUGAUGUAAAAUUGUUCAGCCUUAACCCCCCCCCCCCCCCCCCCUGCAUAUGAGAAUAUUGCAGCUGUUGCAGUUCCCGUCUGCUGUAAUCACUGACUGCCAAUCACACCACUGCACUGCGCAGCGACUGCCAAUCACACCACUGCUCUGCGCAGCGACUGCCAAUCACACCACUGCACUGCGCAGCGACUGCCAAUCACACCACUGCUCUGCGCAGCUCGUGGGGCUAAAUCACUGCAGCCCCUGACGGCAGGCGACGGCUCCACUGUGGGACUUGUCCAGACUCCUCCUGACCCGUAGGGGCGCUGUGGCUCUGCUGCCUGCUGUGACACACAUGGCAGCUCGCUCUGUGUGAAGUCAUUGGUUGUGUGGGGUUUUGCCAGCACAGCUGAACAGAAUUCACUGCCGUCUGACUUCGUCCUUCGUACAUUUUUCGGCGUCCCUUUAACCGCGUGCGGCCCUCCCCUGGGCGGCGGGUGGCUCCCAUGUCCCCUCUCAUGUGCAGCCACCUGUGGGCGAAACCAGCGUCUGAGCUGACGUUUUAAUUCUUGAUUGCACUUUAUGGUACUUUUGCUAGUUAUCGGUAUAACAAAUGUUACGCAGUUGGGAAAAAAAAAAUCAUUAUCCAAAACUACUUCUCAGCACAUUUCCUUGCUAUGUUGUAGAUUGUGUGAUUGUGUGUGUGUGUGUGUGUGUGUGUGUGUGUGUGUGUGUGUGUGUGUGUGAGAGAGAGAGAGAGAGAGAGAGAGAGAGAAUGCGAGUCAUUUUUCAUCUUGGCAUUUUGCACAAGUGCCAAGUUCUAACCUUUUGAAAUGAUUUGGAUAGAAAAGGUAUGACUAGUGUGGAAUGCUCAGAUUAACUGUAGUCUAAGUGGUACAAAGUAAGUUUAUAACAGGAAACCAAAGGAACAGAAGUUUCAUUGGCUGCAACAGCAUGGGAAAUUGGACAAACACACUCUGUUACACAGAUUCUCACUCAUAGUUCACAUUGUUCUCAUUCAAAAUACUGGAAAUAAUGGAAUGCUCUCAUUUUUUUUAACAGCUAAUUGGUUUUGCUAGUUGUGAUGUAAUGUUUUACUUUAAACGUUGCUUUUGUGAGGCAGACCGAUAUAGUAGACUGCUAAUAUGGAAAUAAAAUGUAUUUUUAGUGAGCCUUCAGCCUGUGUUUGACCGAGGAGAGAAUAUGGGGGUUGAUGGAUGGGAUUACUAUGGGUAGUUGGUAAAAGCACUUUUUGCUCCAGAGUCCUGGAGAACUAAGAUGGGGGUAGGGGAUGGGGAAAUGGUCUUGUAAACUGUAGGUUUUUUUGUUUCUUUUUGUUUUUUCAUCCAUUUUGAUAUCAUGGUGCUUGGCAAGGAUGUAUUCAAGAUGACCAACAUUUGGUUAGUCAUGUCCAUUUUUCCCCACUAACUCUACUUUUUGUAAAUGGAUUGCUUUACAUGUAAAACGGUGUAUAAAACAGACCUGUACAGCCCAUUCAAUAACUAUUAUAAGCUGUUGUAACAAAUGAAAUGUUGAUUUUUAUAAUAAAAAUGAGUGAAAUUUUAA
Conger conger (European conger) is the source of this 9540-nucleotide messenger RNA. RefSeq names its product low density lipoprotein receptor-related protein 6 (gene lrp6). The transcript has 23 exons. The coding region runs from base 232 to 5076 and encodes 1614 amino acids. The record is from RefSeq and is a predicted model, not a curated record. Gene Ontology annotation, biological process: canonical Wnt signaling pathway; chemical synaptic transmission; Wnt signaling pathway involved in somitogenesis. NCBI's taxonomy places the organism in Eukaryota, Metazoa, Chordata, Actinopteri, Anguilliformes, Congridae. Gene Ontology annotation, molecular function: Wnt receptor activity; Wnt-protein binding.